Populus trichocarpa (black cottonwood) is the source of this 2045-nucleotide messenger RNA. RefSeq names its product F-box/kelch-repeat protein At1g67480. Bases 743 to 1858 code for a protein of 371 amino acids. The record is from RefSeq and is a predicted model, not a curated record. The transcript is spliced from 5 exons. Lineage: Eukaryota; Viridiplantae; Streptophyta; Magnoliopsida; Malpighiales; Salicaceae. Gene Ontology annotation, molecular function: protein binding.
UAAGAGCAAGUCGUCUCCGUGUCCUUUCUUAUUUCUUUCCUGUAGUCAGUGUGAGUCCGAAUGGCAGUCUGAUCCUGACGUGGUGGCGCCCUAUCGGUUUUUUAUCUUGAAAACUGACAAUGCGGGCGUCUCUCUGCAUAAAAGGCCUCAUCUUAUGCUUCUUUCUCAAGACCAAAUCUUUCUGUUCAAACCAGCUCCCCUGUCUACUCUCCACGAUAUAUAAUUCCCCUUUCCUUCCUUCGCCGGGGUUUGUUGCAGUGAUUUUGUUGAGACCAGGGCUGCUUCUGAUUGCUGUUUCCCCUCCUGGUAAUUAAUGAUCAAAUUCAACAACAGCGGAAGUCACAGCAGGCUGAGGCUUCCUAGGUUUUAUGGCCUUGACUGGGAUUUGUGCAAUUUGUGAGAGAAGAGACUAUUUUAGAGGCAUACAAAAUACUCUACAUAAGAGAACUGAGAGAAACUACUACAAGAGAACUUUUGGUAUGGAAUCAAACUGGACAAAAUACAGGAAACCCUUGGCAUUUACCGAUCAAGUGAUUCGAUCUGCAACUUCUUUUAUGCCUUGGUCCCUUAAAAUCCCUAUAAGUGAUAGCCGUCAUGGAUUUCUUUGAUCAAGUAUUCAUUGUUUACAAGGUCCUGAUAGAUUCUACGGAGAUAUAAUGAAUUACAAGAAUCGUCUCCAUCUCGAUUCAUUUAUAGAAAAUGCCUGGUUUUUGCGAGUAAGAAGGGAUUCUUAGACACAAGCAUGUCUUUCUUCACUUUGAUCACACAAGAUAAUCCUCUAGUGCAUUCAAAGAGCAACCCUGUAGUAGAUUCAAGGGUUGCUCAUGAUAUUGAUGUCCUCAUUGUACCUGGAUUGCCCGAUGAUGUGGCAAAGUAUUGCCUUGCACUUGUUCCUCGCCGCUACCUCCCAGCUAUGGGUGCUGUUUGCAAGAAAUGGAGGUCAUUUCUUAAAAGCCAAGAGUUCAUCACUGUGCGAAAAUUAGCUGGCUUGCUUGAGGAAUGGCUAUAUGUCUUAACUAUGGAUUCUGAAGGAAAAGAAAGCCACUGGGUGGUUUUGGACCGUUUGGGACACAAACGCCAGCUACUUCCACCAAUGCCUGGUCCUACAAAGGCUGGGUUUGGGGUUGUUGUUCUAAACGGAAAGCUUCUUGUUAUGGCUGGUCAUUCAUUGAUUGAUGGGACCGGCACUGCAUCAGCAGAUGUUUAUGAAUAUGAUUGCUGCCUCAACAGUUGGAGUAAAUUGUCAAGAAUGAAUGUUGCCCGGUAUGAUUUUGCCUGUGCAGAGGUUAACGGCAAGGUUUAUGCUGCUGGGGGAUAUGGAAUGGAUGGAGAUAGUCUCUCCAGUGUUGAGAUGUAUGAUCCUGACACUAACACAUGGACCAUGAUAGAGAGUCUUCGCCGCCCAAGAUGGGGUUGCUUUGCCUGUGGCUUUGAGGGCAAGCUUUAUGUCAUGGGAGGAAGGUCAACCUUCAGCAUAGGCAAUUCAAGGUCUGUGGACGUGUACAAUCCAGAAAGGCACAGCUGGUGUGAGAUGAAGAAUGGUUGUGUGAUGGUUACUGCCCAUGCUGUUCUGGGAAAGAAACUCUUCUGUAUGGAGUGGAAGAACCAGCGGAAACUAGCAAUAUUCAAUCCAGAGGAUAGUUCUUGGAAAACGGUAGCUGUUCCAUUGACAGGGAGCUCAAGUAUUGGUUUUCGUUUUGGAAUCCUUGACGGGAAACUUCUAUUAUUCUCGCUACAGGAAGAACCAGGUUAUCGAACUCUGCUGUAUGAUCCUAAUGCUUCUGCAGGUUCCGAAUGGUGUACUUCUGAGAUAAAGCCUUCUGGAUGCUGCUUGUGCAGCGUUACCAUCAAGGCAUGAAAUGAUGCCCUUGUAAGGAUCGAUCUGUACGUUUAUAGUCUUCUUGUAUAUGCCUCAUGUUUCUCUGUUUUAGUUACACAAGCAGUGUUGUAGAGUUGCUAGCCUUCCACAGUCCAAACCCCUGUACGCUUCAGUUCAGUUCAGAAGUUAAGAGUAGAUAAUAAUAUUAAUAUCGAUAUUUUAUUCA